Molecule: messenger RNA, 1092 nt
Organism: Mangifera indica (mango)
Lineage: Eukaryota; Viridiplantae; Streptophyta; Magnoliopsida; Sapindales; Anacardiaceae
Product: ethylene-responsive transcription factor TINY
Exons: 1
Coding region: 176-907 (243 amino acids)
Biological process (GO): regulation of DNA-templated transcription
Molecular function (GO): DNA binding; DNA-binding transcription factor activity
Source: RefSeq, a predicted model, not a curated record
UCUCUUCCUCUACAAAAACCCUCUUCUUCACUCUUCUCUUCUCCAUCUCUCUCUCUCUUAUUCUCUCUCUCGUAUCUGCCAUUGCUCUCUUCUCUCUGUUUUGACCUCAUUAUUUGCAGCUUUGCCAUUGCUCUGUUUCUGUUUACUCUGUUUUGACCUCAUUUUUUUUCUGAUCAUGACACAGCUUUCAGACCCCAAGUACUCCUCCUCCGAAGCUGAAAGUACCAGCAACUCCUCGGCUUCUUCACCUCCUUCACCAUCUUCAUCCGGGUUCUCUACACAAUCCCACCAGACUUCCAUCUCUCACUUGUUCACUCACUCCAAAACCGGUAAACGACCAGCCAAAAGACCGAGAUCAGCGGCAAGUGAAACCUCCAGCUCCUCUGGGUGCAAGCACCCGGUUUACAGAGGAGUACGAAUGCGGAGUUGGGGCAAAUGGGUAUCCGAAAUUCGUGAGCCGAGAAAAAAAUCUCGCAUUUGGCUUGGAACUUUCCCCACUCCAGAAAUGGCAGCUAGAGCUCAUGAUGUAGCAGCUUUAAGCAUUAAAGGCGACUCCGCCGUUCUGAAUUUUCCCGAACUCGUCGAGUUUUUGCCUCGCCCAUUGUCGCUCCUGCCAGGUGACAUUCAAUCUGCAGCCACUAAAGCCGCGUCGAUGAUAAAGUUUGAUUCUUUAUCAUCAUCAUCACAGUCAGUAUCAGCGGCGCAGCCACCGUCGUCAUCAGCUGACGUGUCGACAGAAUCCGAGGAGCUGGCGGAGAUUGUAGAACUACCAAACAUAGAAGGGAGUGGCUUUGAAGUGAUUUCAAUCGACCUGUUCGACGGCUGGGUGUAUCCACCAGAGGAAUUUUCCGGUGAAUUAUCAGAGCAAAUAUUCGGAGCAGAGUGGCUGAUUCCGACUUGGGACUAAUUAAUUUUGCAAUAAUUGGUGUGCGUUUUUCUUUUUUUGGUGUAUUAAUUCGUAGCUAUACUUAAUUAGCUUGUUUAAUUUGUUACUUUAAUUAUUGCUGACUGCCCCCUUCAAUUAUUGUAUCAUAAUUCACACAAAAUUUUACUCAAAUAUACAAACUAUAGCUAGAUUGAAUUGAAUAAUAA